Messenger RNA from Penicillium cataractarum, 1515 nucleotides. RefSeq names its product putative MFS transporter. The transcript is spliced from 8 exons. Gene Ontology annotation, molecular function: transmembrane transporter activity. NCBI's taxonomy places the organism in Eukaryota, Fungi, Ascomycota, Eurotiomycetes, Eurotiales, Aspergillaceae. Bases 1 to 1515 code for a protein of 504 amino acids. Gene Ontology annotation, cellular component: plasma membrane. The record is from RefSeq and is a predicted model, not a curated record. Gene Ontology annotation, biological process: transmembrane transport.
AUGGGUUUGGUCGUUCUCGUGCGCGUUUUCGCAGACUUGAAUUCCGAGAAGCUCGGCGCAGAGGCAUUGGGCCCUGCACAGGUCUUCGAUCCUCCUUCAGAGGAUGGCUCCGAUCUGCCGCCGCUCACCAAAACCACCGAGCGCAAGCUGAUGGCCAAGAUUGAUUGGCACAUCUUGCCAUGCUUGUGUGUUCUGUAUUUGCUUGCCUUUUUGGACCGUGUUAACAUCAGUAAUGCCGCCAUUCUUGGACUCAAGUCUGAGUUGGGCCUGACGACCGGAACGAAAUAUAACACCGCGUUGACGAUUUUCUUCGUCCCGUACAUUCUGCUCGAAAUUCCUUCUAACAUUCUGCUCAAGAAGUUGAAGCCCCAUGUCUGGUUGUCGCUUUGUAUGUUUGGAUUUGGUCUCGUGAUGAUCUGCCAGGGUCUGAUCUCGAGCUGGGGAGGAUUGAUGACCACCCGAUUCUUCUUGGGAGUUUUCGAGACGGGCAUGUUCCCAGGCUGCUUCUACCUGAUGGGCAUGUGGUAUAAGCGAAGUGAAGCACAGAAGCGUUUCAGUUUCUUCUUCAGCUCCACCACCCUGGCCGGUGCUUUCGGUGGUCUUUUGGCAUACGGACUGGGACAAAUGGACGGUGUUCGUGGCUACAUGGGUUGGCGCUGGGUCUUCAUUAUCGAAGGUCUGAUCACCUGCGUGUUUGCGAUCGUCUGGUUCUUCGUGUUGCCCGACUUCCCCGAGGAUGUCAAGUGGCUGACCGAGGAAGAACGCGAGUAUGUGAAGGCGAAGUUGGCCAAGGAUGUCGGCAACUCGGCUCACCACGUCAAGAUGGGCUGGCGUGAUAUCUUUGCGGUUCUCAAGGAUUACAAGGUUAUCAUUGGAGGCUUCAUGUACUUUGGUCUCAUCGUCCCCGCAUACGGCUAUGCUUACUUUGCGCCCUCGAUCAUCCAGAGCUACGGGUAUUCCUCGGUAAAAACCCAACUGUACUCUAUCCCCCCUUGGGCAGCGGCAUUCGGAUUCUCCUUGAUCAUUGCCUAUUUCUCUGAUCGCCUGAAGUUCCGCUUUGCAUUCACCAUUAUCCCAAUCUGUUGCGCAAUUGCCGGCUUUGCCAUGCUGUUCAGCAUCCACGGCAAGGAGCACCGCGCAGCCGAGUACGGCGCCCUAUUCUUGGUCACUUGCGGCGCUUACAGUGCCAUGCCCGUCAUUGUCUGUUGGUUUGCGAUGAACCUGGGUGGUCACACCCGCCGCAGUGUGGGCUCGGCCUGGCAGAUUGGCUUCGGAAAUAUUGGUGGUAUCAUUGCUACUUACUCCUUCCUGAGCAAGGAUGCGCCAUACUACAAGCCCGGAUACAGCAUUUGCAUUUCCUUCUGCUGCCUGUCUAUCUUGGCCUGCAUUGCUUAUGCUCUUGCUCUGAUGCACGAGAACCGAAAGCGUCAGAAUGCGCCUGUCGAGGCACAGUCUUCUUCUGGGGAAGAGGAGUUCCUCGGAGACUUGGCUCCGAGCUACCGGUACCAGCUCUAG